UAGAGGAGGGUUCGGAGGAGCUAUGUCCGCCAUCUUGAAGAUUCGGUGAUGGUGGAGAGCAGCAGUUUUCCCGCCUGAGCGGGGGGUCCGCCGGGGGUGGGGGGAGACGCACUCUCUGAGGCAUCUCAAAUAUUGUGUAGCUUUCUUGAUUUGUGAUACACUAGCCUUCUAGAUUUGAAUGUUUAAAUUCUGAUUUCGCUGAUGGUACCUCCAGUAGUCUUUGCACCUUUCAAUUGUGAAGAAAUCUGCUUCAUCUUAACCUAAUUCAGUCUGCUAAUCUGCUAAUACUGUAGAUUGAAAGAUUUUGCUGUUGCCAGGAUACCCUGUAAUGGGCAAGAAGCCACAAAGAAUAGAAUUUUUUUUUCUUUUUAAACUUUUCUGUUAACAGGGUCCUGGCCUCCUGUUGAAAAGUGAUGGAGUAAUCUGGUCAGCAUCUGCCAUAUUGAGAAACCAGCCCCUAAUUCAGCUUGCCUGGGAGAAAGUUUGUGAAAUAACACAGUAACAUGUUUGCAGUAACCAGCAUGUUUUGGAAAUUUGAUCUUCACUCAUCAUCCCACAUAGACACACUUCUAGAGAGAGAAGAUGUAACACUGAAGGAAUUGAUGGAUGAAGAAGAUGUUUUACAAGAGUGCAAAGCGCAAAACCGCAAACUUAUAGAGUUUCUUUUGAAAUCGGAAUGUCUGGAAGAUCUAGUUUCAUUCAUUAUAGAAGAGCCACCUCAAGACAUGGAUGAAAAAAUCAGAUACAAGUAUCCAAACAUAUCUUGUGAGCUGCUUACUUCAGAUGUUUCACAGAUUAAUGAUAGACUGGGAGAAGAGGAAUCAUUACUAACAAAACUGUACAGUUUUCUUCUAAAUGAGCCCCCUCUAAAUCCAUUAUUGGCCAGUUUCUUCAGCAAGGUGCUAAGUAUCCUUAUUAGUAGAAAACCCGAACAGAUUGUGGAUUUCUUAAAGAAAAAGCAUGAUUUUGUAGACCUCAUUAUAAAGCAUAUAGGGACCUCUGCUAUUAUGGACUUAUUGCUCAGGCUGCUGACAUGCAUAGAACCUCCACAGCCCAGGCAAGAAGUAUUAAAUUGGCUAAAUGAAGAGAAAAUUAUUCAGCGGCUUGUUGAAAUUGUGCACCCUUCUCAAGAUGAAGAUAGACAUUCAAAUGCGUCCCAGUCACUCUGUGAAAUUAUACGCUUGAGUAGAGACCAGAUGCUACAAGUACAGAACAGUUCAGAACCAGAUCCACUGCUUGCAACACUAGAAAAAAAAGAAAUAAUUGAACAGCUGCUAUCAAAUAUUUUUCAUAAAGAGAAAAACGAAUCUGCGAUAGUCAGUGCAAUUCAGAUAUUGUUGACCUUACUGGAAACAAGACGGCCAACGUUUGAAGGUCACAUAGAGAUUUGCCCCCCAGGUAUGAGCCACUCAACAUAUUCAGUCAACAAGAGUGUAUUAGAAGCCAUAAAAAUAAGACUUGCAUCCUUCCAUGAACUGCUCUUGGAACCGCCCAAAAAAAGUAUUAUGAAGACAACAUGGGGUGUGUUGGAUCCACCUGUAGGGAAUACCAGAUUAAAUGUGAUAAGAUUAAUAUCCAGCCUUCUACAGACAAAUACAAACAGCGUAAACCUGGAACUUAUAGAGCUCAAUAGCAUAGGAGUUAUACUGGACAUGUUUUUUAAAUACACAUGGAAUAAUUUUUUGCAUACUCAAGUAGAAAUUUGUAUUGCAUUGAUCCUUGCAAGUCCAUUUGAAAGCACAGAAAAUGGUACAAUCUCAGAUCAGGAUGCCAUUGGAGACAACCUUUUGCUGAAACAUCUUUUCCUUAAGUGCCAUUUAAUAGAACGAAUACUUGAAGCUUGGGAGAUGAAUGAGAAGAAACAGGGUGAAGGAGGAAGGCGAUAUGGCUAUAUGGGUCACUUAACAAGAAUAGCUAACUGUAUCGUGCAUAGUACUGAUAAAGGGCCAAACUGUACACUAGUCCAGCAGCUUCUUAAAGAGCUUCCUGAUGAAAUUAGAGAACGAUGGGAGACUUUCUGCACAAGCUCCUUAGGUGAAACCAACAAAAGAAAUACAGUGGAUCUAGUUACUACCUGUCAUAUUCAUUCAUCCAGCGAUGAUGAAAUUGAUUUUAAAGAAACUGGUUUUUCACAGGAUUCCUCUUUGCAGCAAGCCUUUUCUGAUUAUCAGAUGCAACAAAUGACGUCCAAUUUUAUUGACCAGUUUGGCUUCAACGAUGAGAAGUUUGCUGAUCAAGAUGAUAUCGGCAACGUUUCUUUUGAUCGCGUAUCAGACAUCAAUUUUACCCUCAAUACAAAUGAAAGUGGCAAUAUCGCUUUGUUUGAGGCAUGCUGCAAGGAGAGAAUACAGCAGUUUGAUGAUGGUGGUUCUGAUGAAGAGGAUAUCUGGGAAGAAAAACAUAUUGCUUUUACAUCAGAAUCUCAGAGAAGAUCCAGCUCAGGCAGUACAGACAGUGAAGAGAGUACAGAUUCUGAAGAAGAGGAUGGAACGAAGCAGGACUUGUUCGAAUCAAGCACCAAUACAGAAGACAAGAUGGAAGUAGACUUGAAUGAAGCACCUAACUGGUCAGCUAACUUUGAUGUUCCUAUGGAAACCACACAUGGCACCAAUCUAGAUUCUGUUGGGUCUGAUGUAUGGAGCACUGAAGAACCUAUGCCAGCAAAAGAAACUGGCUGGGCUUCUUUUUCAGAGUUCACGUCUUCUCUAAGUUCAAAAGAUUCCCUAAGAAGUAACUCACCUGUGGAGAUGGAAACCAACACAGAGCCAAUGGAUCCUCUGAGUGCAAAUGUAACUGCACUUGCAACUCAACCAGAAGCCGCAGGAAGUGUUGCAAUGGAAGCUGGUUCUGAUGGAGAAGAUGAUGUAGAAAAUGCAGAUAAGGUGACUGAGACAGUAAUGAAUGGCAGCAUGAAGGAGACCCUUAGCCUUACUGUAGAUGCAAAAACUGAAACUGCUGUCUUCAAAAGUGAGGAAGGAAAAUUGUCUACCUCGCAAGAUGCUUCUUGUAAAUAUGUGGUGGAGGAAAACACAGAAGCUGGAGAAGAAAAUCCUAUCACUCCACAGCCUGCUUGCAGCAGUCUGGAACAGAGGACUGAUCAACAAGCUCUUCUAGCAGAGGCAUCUGUUAACGGCCCUGUAUGAUAUGUGAUCUCGACUGCUGUUGGCUGAAGAUUAUGAACUGAUACCCAAGGAUUUGUGUCUCUUGAGGAUUUCAUCUAGAGCCUAUUGGAGCCAGUCACUGCUGCACUAAUUUCACAAGGGAUCAGGACCAGCAACAUUUAUAUUCUAGAUUUUAAGACAUUGUACAGAAAUUCAUAAGUGUAAAAAUUGCACAUUGAGAAAUACCAAGAAAUUUUUGCGUAUGUUUAUAUUGUAUUGUUCUAAAUGAUGGGUGGCCUGUGAAAUAAGAUCUUGCCACCCAAGUAACAAUAGUAGUGAUACUAUAAUUAAAAUGGCUGUAAGAAUAGUUUUAUAAAAAAGUGAAUACACAAUUCUAAUGUAUUUGAGGCAUAACUAUUUGACAAUUAGUGACCAAAGUAUUUAGCAGUUUUCAUAAUUUUUUCACCCUAAAAAAUCCUGAAGUCCAUGUUUCUUUCAGUUUGGCAAAGAAUUGUUCAACUGCAAUGCCCUUUAAAUGUUUUGGUUGUUUUAGAUUUAAAACAAUGAUUUAAAAAUAAUUUUUGGUGUUCAACAUUUUACAGCAGGCUUUCAAUUGGUAAUUGUUUUCUGUAUUGUUUAAACCAGAUCAAAUGUAAGUCUAUUGGUAGAGAUUUUAAGUAUUUAUUGCUACAACUUAGUUGACAAAUUGAUGUUAUUGUAAAGCCAUACGUUCUGUUCAGUCUUGUUUGCUUGAAACAAUACCUUACAGGUGAAACACUAUAAUAUUUUGAAGUGCACAUGGCUUGUUGUGUAUUUUUAAGUGACUCACCUACUUUUUUAACCCAUUCACCAAGAUGUACUUUAAUUCAGAGCAUUAUAAAAUUAAACAUUUUGGAACAAUCUUCAUAUUUAAAACACUGUAAUCCUUUUGACAAAUCAACUAAAUAUAAUGAAAUGCCCAUGCUGCUCAUGUAAUUACAGUUCAUGUGUUUUAAAGGUAUAAUAUCUUUAAAUAUCAAAAUUGGGCACUUGAGCAUGUUAAUUGUUAUACUUUCACUGUUUUGAUCUGUGUGAAGUUUUUCAUUUGUAAGUUUUAAACCAGUUUUUUCAUACCUGGCUUGUGUAUAUAUAUAUAGUGAUUAUGGAAACUAAUUGUAAUUUAUAAUUUUCUAUGUCAUAAAAUUCCAACCGCCUUCUCAAACGGAAGCAAUAUAAUGUAUAUUGCCACAUUGUCUGGUGGAAGGGUUAAAGUACUUCACCUCUUGCACUUUUAGAUGCAAAUCCAUUUUUAUUUCUUUAAUAGAAAGGUAUUCAUUUAUUUUUACAUCAUUUGUUUUCCUGACCAGUAUUUAAAAGCCAAAAGGAUACUCUAAACAAUGGCCAAUGACUUAUUUUAGAAAGUGUCCCAAGCUAUGUGCCUAAUACUACAUUGCAUACAGAAAUAAAGACAAAUGUAUACUGGUA
Elgaria multicarinata webbii is the source of this 4565-nucleotide messenger RNA. RefSeq names its product protein phosphatase 6 regulatory subunit 3 (gene PPP6R3). The transcript has 26 exons. The coding region runs from base 504 to 3143 and encodes 879 amino acids. Gene Ontology annotation, molecular function: protein phosphatase binding; protein phosphatase regulator activity. Lineage: Eukaryota; Metazoa; Chordata; Lepidosauria; Squamata; Anguidae. The record is from RefSeq and is a predicted model, not a curated record. Gene Ontology annotation, cellular component: nucleus; cytosol.